Penicillium arizonense is the source of this 1002-nucleotide messenger RNA. RefSeq lists its product as uncharacterized. The transcript has 5 exons. Bases 1 to 1002 code for a protein of 333 amino acids. The record is from RefSeq and is a predicted model, not a curated record. Lineage: Eukaryota; Fungi; Ascomycota; Eurotiomycetes; Eurotiales; Aspergillaceae.
AUGGCAGGCGAGAGUAGCACAAAAGCCGAGCUGGUCUGGCGGCCAAUUCAAGGUGUGAGCAAGAUGAAGUUGAUCAAUAUCUCCGAGAAGGGGCUGUCAAUAUCUCGCCAUGCACAUAUCUCGACCCGUCUGCUUGGUCAGACUGCCGACGGGCGCUUCCCUUUUCAAUAUGAGCAACCCACAGCAGAAGCAAGAUUCAACCUGAGGACAUUCCUCGCAUUGAAGCAUGAGCCCGACCGACUGGGCCCUGUUUCGCAGCCGAGAAAACCUAGCUCAUUCACAUCACCAGGAAAAGAUGCGAACAGCUCCAGGUCAAGUGGUUAUGAACGGGAAACCAGUCGAACCGUCGCCCACGGUCAAGCUGCUAGGCGUGGUCUUCGACUAGGAGCUUCGCUGGAAAGAACACAACGUCCAGCAAGCGAUCAAACGCGCAAUCAAGCUCAGCAGCGCUUUGGGCGUGCUGCGGCAUCUACGUCCAGAACAGAUGUGACAGGUCUACCAAGCCUGUGUCACGCCGGUCGUGGACUACGCGUCGACGGGCUGACUCUGGAAGUGGAAGCACACGUCCUUCCGACACACCUCCGUCUCCGCCAUCGCGCGCAGAAUACUAUUGCCGGGAUCCACACUUUGCCUCGCGAUCACCCCAUCUGGGGUGCGCUUUUGCGAGCCCAGAAACGUAGGAACAACAUCGGAUCGUACGCUCGAUUUCCACUAGCGGAAGCCCUAAAGACCAUGAACCUAGGAAGAUUAGAUGAACUAGAGACGAUCGACCCACGACCGCUGCCACCGCGGCGUGCCGAGCCCUUCACGAAGAUCGAGACCGCGUCAGACCGAGGGACGGCAAGAGAACGGGCCGAGACCAUACAGUCCACGUCCGCUAUUGUGGUAUACUCGGAUGCCUCUGGACGCGAGUGCCAUCUAGGGGCCGCCGUCGUAGCACUCGACGACAACCUAGAGUACAGUGUUCAAGAUCAGCCACCAGCGGCCAAGAACGAACAGUAG